UUAAACAGCUUGAAAUCUUCUUCGCAUUCCGAGUUCACCAUGAUAGGAACCACACAGGAAAAGUUGAGGGAGCAAAUCUGCAGUGAUAAACAGAGAAGCAUCAGUAAAAUCACCAUUGUGGGUGUAGGACAAGUAGGAACAGCGUGUGCGUACAGUAUUAUGCAGCAGGUAAUGCUAUUAGACAGGUAAAUUUAAGCAUCACGUUUAGGUCAAAAGGCAAACGCGAAUUUGUACCACGUGAUCAAGUUUCCUCUUUGUUUGUCGUUUACUAAUGUUCAUUAUUUCUACGCCUAAAUUGUAAGGUGGGAAACAAAACUGGCUACAAAAAAGAAAGACAAAUGGAAAAAAGUAGGCGAGAAAGAACGAUCGAAAUAGAUUCGCAAAAAAAAUAAAGUCCAAAUCUUCGUCCAACGUUCUGAAAAGAAUCACACAAACAAGAACGAAAGGCGCCCCAGCGUUUGAAAAUUAAGGUAAUGUUCUUCAUUUUGAUUUCUAGGAUAUAUGCCAAGAACUUGCUUUAAUUGGAAGACGCCAAGAGAUUCUUAAGGGAGAAAUGAUGGACUUACAGCACGGUUUGCCGUUUGUGGAGGAAACUUCCAUCCGUGCUAGUACUGGUAAAUCAGCCUGAUAGUCUGAAAAAGGGAAAAGCUCGAAAAUACAGACGUUUUAAACACAUGCUACUGGAAAACUUGUCCAAUAUAAACCCUUUUCAAACGUGUUAAAAAAAACAGAGUUUCUCGUUUCAAAUUUAUCUAAAAAGAAAAAGAGCAGUUGAAAAUUUCGUCUUGGGAAGAAAAACGUCCUAAAAUCAUAAUAAAAGAAAAAUUGAAGUCAGGAGCGAUUACUACAUUGGAACAAGACUGCAACAUCUUGCAAUUUUCAGAUAAUCCUUUAAUUCUUAGCAUAAAAUAGUGAGGGGCUCAAAACAAGUAAUACUGUGUGUAUCAUGAAGACUAUUUUGGUUCCAGUCGGCGCCAAAGAGUAAUGAGAGUUCUCCUUUAUUUUUGUAGACUAUGCUGUCAGUGCCAACUCAAACCUGUGCAUAGUGACAGCGGGCGAACGUAUGAGAGAGGGUGAGAGCAGAAGAGAUCUGCUGCUAAGAAACUUUGAGAUUUUCAAAGGUAGAUGCCUUCAUGUUAAAAGCUAACAUACAGUAAUUCAACAAAUAACUUAUAAUCUUUUACGAUGUCUUUUCAUAAUGUGAAGCAAACAAUCACUUCCCGGGCCUUUUGUUAAGUCGAAGGCUUCUCUGCAGAAAAUUCCCGCGUGGCUGAGAAGGCUCAGAACUCAAUACGUGAUGGUCAAGAAUAGUCAAAUUCUUAACACACUGAGUGAGUGUGGUUUAUCUAUUAAACCCAUGAAAAAUCCUUUUCUAGAGUUUGAGUUCUCAUUUGGACUUCAAAUCCUUCUUAGGGCCGGUAUUAAAUUAUGUUACAGCGUAUUGCACAAGGGUGGAAACGUUCGAUCACACCGUAGGCCUGUAAUUGCACAUACACAUUCCGGACCUAUAACUGUAUUGCCGCACAGAUUGAAAGAUUACGUAUGUGCUCGCCGCCAUGAUGAAAUGAAACUCUGUGUUUAGUUUGCCUCAGUAAAGUAUACAAACGGUUUAAAGUAUACAAUAGGCAUGCGCAGAUUUAACAAAGACCACGUGACUUAACCACGUGACGACAGCGAGAACGGCGUGAAGAUCUCCAUUUAUCGUGAUUUCAGCAGAUCAUUCUCUUCUAGCCUUGAAACAAAGAAAUGGAAAUAUAGUAAAAAUAAUUUGGUGUUUGAAAUAAAUUUACAUGUAAUUUUAAAACGUUUAUAAUGGGUAAAGUCGUCUAUUUUACAGAUAUCAUUCCAAAGUUGGUAAAGCACAGUCCCAAUACCGUAUUGCUGAUUGUUUCUAACCCAGGUAAGAAAAAACAGCUAAAGAUCUACAAAGUGCUUACUGUGAUCAGGAAACCUUAAACAGUUCUUAACAAAACUAGAAAGCUCCAAGCUUUUUUUGAAAAACUUGAGGAUAUCGUAAACACGAAAACGGACAACGGCUUGUUGAGCCAGUUUCCACCAAGAAGACUACGUUUCCUAUGAUGCGAGCCAUGUUCGACCGGUUCAAAAUUCGUACGUUUAAGUGUUCGGUUCACACUGGAGUCACCUUAGCACUAGGAAGAUUUAAACGCCUAGCAGUUCAAAGUUCCCUGUGAAUAGAGUGAACGUAAUUGAAGGGUCCCGGGUGAACAAAGGGUCAGCUAAAUUUUUCAGCCGCUCGAAAGUUUAUUUGGUACCCGUGUGAAUGUAACCUAAGAUUGCUUACGACGUGGCACUGAAUGUAUAGAGUGUUUUCACAUGACGUCACGGCGGCCAUGUUGGGAAUUUAACACUUUCUCAUGUAAACGCUUUCUUUUGUUCCAAUACAUUUGCAUAGACGCUGGCCACGUGAGUGAAAACGCUCUAUAAAACACCCACGACUAAUGCCACUCCCGCAUUCACUAGUAUAGCAAUAUCUGUUUUUUCGUUAUGUUUCAGUUGAGGUCUUGACGUACGUGGCGUGGAAAAUCAGCGGUCUUCCAGCUGAUCGUGUGAUAGGAAGUGGAACCAAUCUGGACACAGCUCGGUUUCAUUUUUUGAUCGGCGAAAAGCUAAACAUCCCACCAAACAGUGUGGAUGGCUGGAUCAUCGGAGAACAUGGCGACUCUAGUGGUGCGUAAAGGAUAAAUCGCAAGUCACUCCCUCCUACCGUUUUUAACACGGUUACGACAUCCUUCCCCACCCCGCCGUUAACCACAACACCCACAGACUAGUCCCAGCACUACCUUUACCGUAAUCUUUCUUGAACUUGAGUGAACAUCAAAGAUCCACCAUAGGCUUCUUCUACGUCAUAAUACGAGCAGUCUCUCAUUGCUCUCGGGGAGAAUAGAUCGCAGUAGAUAUGCGAACCAAAUACUAGAACGCCGGUGGAAAUUGCCUCCAUAAAAUAAAAGAGAGUUAACUCGCGUAAUCGCAUUUUGGCGCUCUGAUAAAAAAAAGAUCAGCUUGUCAACGUUUCUCGCGGGUGUCAAAUUUCACCAUCGCUCGUAUAUUUUUUUCUUUCCAAAAAAUGAAGCACUACAUAUACACUAACUAGAUGUAAGAUCGCUCAAUCGCUCAAUCUGCAAAGUACCCUAGUUUGAGUGUUCGACCCAUGUUUUCGAUUUGUUUCACAAAUGAAACGAAACAUCGAGUUUUUCACUCCUUCUUUUACCAUAAAUUUGCAUAAUUUUACUUUUUCACUCGCCCCCGGUGUCUCUGAGGAAAGAAAGGCGACUGCUCUUGUGUCCGUUUUCGAUUUACAAAAUCGCGAUUCAGGGGAAUUCCCUUACAAAAUAAUUUCUUUGCUGCUGUCUUUAUACAGUGCCUAUUUGGAGUGGAGUGAAUAUUGACGGCGUGAUGCUCAAGGAUCUCAACCCACAGACAGGCACAGAAUCGGACCAUGAAAACUNUUCGAUUUACAAAAUCGCGAUUCAGGGGAAUUCCCUUACAAAAUAAUUUCUUUGCUGCUGUCUUUAUACAGUGCCUAUUUGGAGUGGAGUGAAUAUUGACGGCGUGAUGCUCAAGGAUCUCAACCCACAGAUAGGCACAGAAUCGGACCGUGAAAACUGGAACGAGAUUCACAAGAAAGUUAUUAUGAGGUACAGUCGUAGAAUUCGUUCGCGUUCACGGACGCGCGCCUUAAUUUCCCUUCAAAUGCCCGCGACGAGUACCGCGAACCAUUGCCUUUCGUUAUAGUACAAAACAGAAGCAGAUAACCUAUAUGCUUCUGUACAAAACUAAUGAAUUGUAGCUUGCGUGGAUGCGCCUCGGAGGAUUGAGUUCCUCGCGCGCCUUUAAAUAAUUCCUUCUUCAAACGAGGUUUCUUGUCAGCAAAGGAGACUAAACUCAGAGGGCCGAUUAUUUAAUGGAAGACAAACUGAGACAUCUUCCACAAUGAACAUCCUUUGUUUACUAGGAUAUUCAAAAUAAAAAAUUAUUAACUUGGAACACGGAUGGUUGUACAUGGGACAAAUUCCCUUUAAACAACUGAUCCAAAGACUUUAUUCAGUUAAUCUUUCCACAGCAUUUCAGUUUUGUCUGAUGGCGCGAAAGGACACCUCAUUUGCAUGUGUUCACGUGAACAUUUGAAAAUAAACUCCAUAGUCCAUGUUCGAUUGUUAAAGCUGACCUUUUUUCCUAUUUAGCGCAUAUGAAGUGAUUAAACUCAAGGGCUACACCUCCUGGGCAGUUGGUCUCAGUGUCGCUAACAUUAGCAAGGCGUUACUAGGAAAUAUGGCGAACGUCCAGGCCGUCUCCACCAUCGCAAAGGUAACUGACUUUCCAUGCUGACUUUCAAAACCUUUCUUUCUUUUUCUCAAAACAAAAGUUAGCACGCUUAUUUCCGUUGAAGGAGAUAAAGUCCUCUCCCGAUCGCUAAAUGAUAAAAUUCCUAAGAUUUGAUGCCUUGGGUCAGCAUUCAUCUAUAAAUGAUAACCGAUAACUUGUUUUCGCCACAACGAAAUUCUUGCUAAAACUCGUAGUAGACUGGCGACGGCUACCACAUUUUCCCGCCAAAAUGACGUUAGUUCGCGCGCGUGCCCAAUUUUUUUCCAACCUCGUUUUCUACACGAGACAAGUGUACAUUGGAGCUUUACGUUUCUCAUCAUACUUUUACUGCUGCUUUUGCUUUUGAAGCGACGAAUCAUUCGAGAUUCGGGCAUUAACUUUUAAUUACAUCAGUACAUUUAUUUUUUACAACAUUCCUUUACAAAAGCUGUCACCGUCAGCGUGGACAAUUCUUCCCUAAUGUCAAAGAUACGUAAUUUGAUUUAGUCCUCAUGUCUAUGAUACGGCUCUGAAUUGCAGCCUCCAAGCUGCCUCUUUUUUGCCGUUCCAUGAUAGUAUCGAAAUAGCCUGAGAUCGUUCUCGUCCCCAGAGCGCGGCCGUCGUUUCGUUUGGUCACGUGGCCGAGAUUUAUAAAGUGGAUGUAUGUAAAGGCAUUGCUCACUAACCAUCCUAUUUUUUUUAGGGAUUUUACGGGAUCAAGGAAGAGGUUUUCUUGAGUUUACCCUGCGUUCUUGGCACCCAUGGGGUAAAGUCCGUCGUGAGCCAGCAGCUAGAUGAAAACGAGGUUAACCAAAUACAGGGAUGCGCGUGCAUCAUGCAUGAGCUGCAGCAAUCUUUGGUGUUUUAA
Molecule: messenger RNA, 5191 nt
Organism: Porites evermanni
Lineage: Eukaryota; Metazoa; Cnidaria; Anthozoa; Scleractinia; Poritidae
Source: the annotation of a GenBank genome assembly